AUGACACCUGAAGACCAUGGUGAUAUUUGGUCUUUAUGUGAUUCUCCUGCUCACCAUCAACUGGUGGGUUAUAAAGAGGGUGUUUCUAUCUCACCAGCACAGCCUAGAACAGGUGAUGAUAUUCAUGUCCAAGUCAAAGGCAAUCUAUUGAAAGAUGUAACGAGUGGUAAAGUGGACAUUGACCUCAGUAUUAUGGGCAUGAUUAAAAUAAAGAAACAACUCGAUCUAUGCAGUGUGCUCAACUCUGAUGUCAUGGGUCACCAAUCAUGUCCUCUUUCAGCAGGCGAUUUACAAUUAGAUGCUACAGCUUGGAUUCCUAAAGAAUUGCCCAAAUUACCUUUGAAUGGCAAUAUUCGUAUAUCAGAUCAAGAUAACAGUACAAUCACUUGUAUUCACCUUGACUUUAAACUACAAUAA
Messenger RNA from Gilbertella persicaria, 417 nucleotides. RefSeq lists its product as uncharacterized. Lineage: Eukaryota; Fungi; Mucoromycota; Mucoromycetes; Mucorales; Choanephoraceae. The transcript is spliced from 3 exons. Gene Ontology annotation, biological process: sterol transport. Gene Ontology annotation, molecular function: sterol binding. Bases 1 to 417 code for a protein of 138 amino acids. The record is from RefSeq and is a predicted model, not a curated record.